AUGUCUGAGGGAGAUAACAAACAGGCCUCGGACACUGCAGGCCAGGAAGUGAAGGCAGAGUCUGUGGCAGCUGCACUCACAGGUCAAACAGUGUCGUCUGUGUCUCCCCCUAUGUCCAUGGUCACCCAGCCUCAAGCUACUGCUGCCACAGAGGAUGAGGAAGAGGAGAGCGAGGAUGAGUCAGAGAUUUUGGAGGAAAGCCCAUGUGGUCGCUGGCAGAAACGCAGAGAAGAGGUGAAUCAGCGGAACGUCCCGGGGAUCGAUAAUGCUUACUUGGCAAUGGACACUGAGGAAGGAGUCGAGGUGGUGUGGAAUGAGGUCAUGUUCUCAGAAAGGAAGAAUUUCAAACUACAGGAGGAAAAAGUCAAAGCAGUUUUUGACAAUUUGAUCCAGCUGGAGCAUUUGAACAUUGUGAAGUUCCACAAGUACUGGGCAGAUGUCAAAGAGAACAGAGCGAGGGUCAUUUUCAUCACGGAGUACAUGUCCUCGGGAAGUCUCAAACAGUUCUUGAAAAAGACAAAGAAAAACCACAAGACCAUGAAUGAAAAGGCCUGGAAGCGCUGGUGCACACAAAUACUCUCUGCUCUCAGCUACCUGCACUCCUGUGAACCUCCCAUCAUUCACGGCAACCUGACCUGUGACACCAUCUUCAUCCAGCACAACGGCCUCAUCAAGAUCGGCUCAGUUGCUCCAGACACCAUCAAUAACCAUGUGAAGACCUGUCGGGAAGAGCAGAAGAGCCUUCAUUUCUUUGCUCCAGAAUAUGGAGCUGUUGCCAACGUCACCACAGCCGUGGAUAUCUAUUCCUUUGGAAUGUGCGCCUUAGAGAUGGCCGUGUUGGAAAUCCAGAGUAAUGGAGAUUCGUCUUAUGUGUCCCAAGAAGCCAUAAACAGUGCCAUUCAGUCCCUAGAGGAUCCAUUGCAACGGGAAUUUAUCCAGAAGUGUCUGGAGGUGGACCCCAGUAAGCGACCCACAGCUAAGGAGCUGUUGUUUCAUCAGGCCUUGUUUGAGGUUCCCUUACUCAAGCUGCUGGCUGCACACUGCAUCGUCAGCCACCAACAUAUGAUUCCAGAAAAUGCUUUAGAAGAGAUGACAAAGAACAUGGACCCUAACUUGGUGAUUGUUGAGGUCAAAGACGGAGUUCAGAUGAAGCUCUCUCAGUUUCCUGCACUUGAGCUGGACAAGUUCCUGGAAGAUGUAAGGAAUGGGAUCUACCCUCUGACUGCGUUUGGGGUACCGUCUCCACAUCAACCUCAGCAGGAGGCGGUGAAGUCGCCCAUCGUGCCCCCCUCGGUGAAAACCCCGACUCCUGAACCCGCAGAGCUCGAGACCAGGAAGGUCCUUCAGAUGCAGUGCAAUAUUGAGCCUGUUGAUGAGGGCACCAAGCAUCAUCUAACCUUGCUGUUGAAACUUGAGGAUAAAUUGAAUAGGCACUUAAGCUGCGAUUUGUUACCAAAUGAGAACGUGCAUGAGCUGGCUGUGGAGCUGGUUCAGCUGGGAUUCAUCAGUGAGGGCGAUCAGCCACGACUUGCAUCUGUACUUGAAGAGGCCUUUUCAAAGUUCUACAGCCGGAACGGUUCUCUCAAUCCGGUGACUGUUUCCUCGUAGCGGAGGACUCACUCGGCCUUCUUUCAGCCCUCCUCGUCAUCAGGACUAGCUUUUUGCUCCACCUCUGAGUUGCAGGAAAGCUUUGCGAGGAUAAAGGAGGAAGCCUUGUUCUGGCUGCAGAUCCUGCAGCCUGUUGUCGGAUCUUCUGGUGGGAAAAGCUGCCACUAAGUGGUUCUCGCUUUCUAUCAUGAUUUUUUUUUUCUUUCUCCCACCCAAUACAGCCAUCUGCUUCUCUUUUUAAGAGGGAAUCCUAUUCGCAACUUGAAGGAAAAUACAAUCGUUUUCACUUUUUGGCUUAUUACUUUCAGUUCUCCAGUAGUGAAGAAAGAGGUAAAUAACAUAAAACUGCAUUACAGAAGUAUUUUCCUUAAGUCAGUAUUAAAACUGUAUUUUAAAGAUUUGUACUUAAACUGUUAAAUAGUUGUCUGUAUAAAAAAAAAAACUCUUUUGUCCCGGCAUACUGAAGUGUAUGUAUUACGGUGUUGUGAGGUGAAGUCUGGUUGUCUGGUCCCUUUAAACUUUCUCUUGAGCAGCGGGUGAGGCAACUUCCUACCUUGUAUCAGUUUUCGAAGACUCAAAUGCAUUAAGCCAGUAAUGCAACAGAUGCAACGUCCCUUUUACAUCCAAAUUCUGUAAUUAUACAACGUAGUUAUUAAAUGUGCAGCUGCAACACAAUCUGAAGCAGCUGCAGCUAAAAUAUGAAAAAGUUAAACUAUUUAUUUGUGUAUUUUUCUUGAGCGUGUACUGUAAUUCACUUCCAGCACUAAGGCCGGUGGUUGUUAGAAUGUAUGCUUUUACUUUCUCUCAUCCUUUAAAUCGCGCUGUUAUUUUCUAUGAAAAGGGGGGGGGGGGGGGGUCGUCAGAUGACUGCGGUCCAACUACUACUGUAGCUUCUGUUUGCCAAGUAGCUCAUUGCAGACGUAUCGAUUGCAUCUUGGUUCAAAUUGACAUUGUAAACGGGAGAUGUUGGUUAGAUUCAUGUGCAGAAGCUUUUGCAUUAAAGCACAUGAUCUUGUGGAUGUUUUUCAACAGGUUUGGGGAACGCAUGCUUUUCUGUGUCUAAAUGGAAAUUGAUGCAUGCAACAAGCUUCCUCCUGCAGUUGGUUCAGUUCUCAUCUUAACAGCAACGGGGGAUGGUCAUUUGUCAUGCAGAAGUUUUGUCAGUUGGGAUUUUACGGCUCUGAAUAAUUAGUUUUCUUAGUCCACCCUUAUAUGUUAACUGUUUGGGGAUCUCUCUGUUAGUUUGCACUGCUGUACACUUUUAUAUCCUGUUGGAAAUGUCAUGUGGCCUCUGGCGUCUUCGCAACAGCAGGAGGCUCUAAGAUAAAAAAUAAAAUAUGUAGGCCAUGAUCCAGUCUACUCUACGACUGCCUCCUGACGGGGUCUGUAGAUACUUCGAGAUACAAGUGUGAAACUGCCUGGCAUGCUUGUAACCAUCUUGCACACUAUAUGCUGGACACUGUGCUGUUUCUGCAAUGCAUUUACCCCCUUUUUUCACUUCCUGAAAUAAAUAUUUACACUGUCAGCACUU
Molecule: messenger RNA, 3139 nt
Organism: Cottoperca gobio
Lineage: Eukaryota; Metazoa; Chordata; Actinopteri; Perciformes; Bovichtidae
Gene: nrbp1
Product: nuclear receptor binding protein 1
Exons: 17
Coding region: 1-1608 (535 amino acids)
Biological process (GO): protein phosphorylation
Molecular function (GO): ATP binding; protein kinase activity
Source: RefSeq, a predicted model, not a curated record